AUGAGCGAGGCGCAGUCCGAGUUGCAGUUUCAAGCAUUUGUAUGGCUCAGACAGCUGUGUAAGAAAGACAAUGUCUGCACGCGAAAUAUCGAAGGAACUUCUGGAAUAUGCCUUCGAGAUCCAAUAUCGAAGGAGAAAAAGUGCCACUGCGGAGAAGGGAGAGCAGGAGCAAAGUGCGAAAAGUACGAUCAGGUUCAGCGAGACAGGGAGGUGAAGGAGAACUCGAUGCUCUUUGGAGUGUCGCUGAUGAUUAUUACGAUGUUUGUUAUUUUGGCGAUGGUGGCGGUAACGAGAUGGUGCUACAUUGACAGAAAGGAAUUGAAAAGAAAGUCGACUGCGCGGCUUGAGCUGUCGAAUAGUGUGAGAAAACAUCUGCAUCGCCUCGAUCCGGUUGCGUCAAGAAGUGAAAGCCGAGUCGAAACAUCGCUCAUCACAUGUGCUGCUGUCAAUGGUAUCCAUUUUCCGAUGUCGAUCCUGAUGAACCGAUCAAUCUAUCACAACGGCCGUGUGGAAAACAUUCCAUUAUCGGCGUCGGAACUCACUGAAUUAUCAUCCGACGAGUGCCGAACUCCUUACUGCUCUAGAAGAUCAAGACAAAAUCACGUUAAUUGUGACACUGCUUCAACGAUGAAUUUCUUAUCCAUCGACGAUAUCAACAUGAAAGACUCUGUUUAA
This is a messenger RNA of Oikopleura dioica, 675 nucleotides long. The record is from the annotation of a GenBank genome assembly. Lineage: Eukaryota; Metazoa; Chordata; Appendicularia; Copelata; Oikopleuridae.